AUGGAGAAAGCAAGUGCAGAAGUGAUUGAAGAUAAUAUUGAUAAUCAAAUAGAUGAAAUAAGAAACGCAGAAGAACAUUUAGAAGAUCCUAAGCCAAGGAUGGUAUUUGACUUUGUAGAUGAGGUUAUGGAAUUCUACACAAGAUAUGCAAAAGAAAAAGGUUUUGCCGUUGGAAAGCAAAAGAUCCGAUCAAGCAAUCUUGUUAAGUUGCAACUACAAUUGAAGACAAGUUGCAAGGCAAGGGUCACGGCAAAUCUAUGCACUAGUGGAAAAUGGAGGUUGAAUUUCAUUAAUCUUGACUAUAACCAUGGACUAAGUCCAAGGAAAACUCGAUUCUUCAAAUGCAAUCGGAUACUUCAAUCACAUGUCAAACGAAGGCUUGAAUUGAAUGAUAUAGCUGGCAUCAAAAUGAAUCAAAAUUUUAAUUCAUUUGUAGUUGAGGGAGAUGGACAUAAGAAGCUAACAUUUUUUGAGAAAUAUGCGAGAAACUAUCUUAAUAGAAUAAGGUGUUUACAGCUCAAGAAAGGAGAUGCUAUUGCAAUGCAAAACUACUUUCUGAAAAUGCAAUCCGACAAUUCUAACUUCUCUUCCAUGAUUGAUUUGAAUGAAGAAGGCCGAUUGAGGAAUGUAUUUUGGGCAGAUGCGAGGAGUAGAGCGGCUUGGCGUGAGUUUGGUGAUGUAGUAACAUUUGAUACAACAUAUUUGGUUAAUAAAUAUGACAUGCCAUUUGCUCUUUUUGUUGGAGUGAACCACCAUGGACAAUCGAUAUUGCUAGGAUGUGGGUUAAUCUCAAGUGAAGACACAGAGUCAUUUACAUGGCUAUUUCAAUCUUGGCUCACAUGCAUGUUUAAAAGCCUUCCGAGUGCAAUAAUCACAGAUCAAGACAAAGCUAUGCAAAAGGCUAUUGCGAAGGUUUUUCCUAAUGCACAACACAGGUGGUGCUUGUGGCACAUCAUGAAAAAGGUGCCCGAAAAAUUGAGAAAGUACAAAGAAUAUGAACCAAUCAAAUUUGAAAUGCAAAAUGUUGUUUAUAAUUCAUUGACCAAAGAAGAAUUUGAAAAAAGAUGGGAUAGGUUCAUUGAGAUGUUUGAACUUCAAAAUAAUGAGUGGUUGCUUGGUUGUAUGAAGAGAGACAUCGUCGGGUGCCAGCUUUUGUCAAAGAUAUAUUUUGGACAAGAAUGUUAA
Molecule: messenger RNA, 1185 nt
Organism: Camellia sinensis
Lineage: Eukaryota; Viridiplantae; Streptophyta; Magnoliopsida; Ericales; Theaceae
Source: RefSeq, a predicted model, not a curated record